GGGUAGAGGGGGGGGCAAGAAGGAGAGCAGAGCGUGGAAUAUUUCGUUAAAUAUUUCAUUUAAACAGGGGGGGGGGGGGUGGGCACAUAAAACAAAGCAUUGAAAAAAAAACUAAAUGAUGAACGAAGCAAAGUGCCGACUACACCGAGCAUCUUCUUGUUUCCUCUGAUCGUGAAAAAAAGAGAGAGGUGGGACACGGGAGAGAGGACAGAGAAGCGAUCAGAGAGAGAGAAAGAGGGAGAGAGACGGGGACCAGGGUCUCGGAUCAAGGAGCAAGUGGGGUUUCUGGUGUUUAUGGUCGGACGCAAGACCAGGGACAGAUCACAAGGUCCCAGGGAGUGUAGGGACACCAGGGAGAGGAAGUGAGGGGGAGGAGAGGAGAAGAAGGAGAGCCAGGGACCAGAGGGAGGAGACAUGGACACGGGGGAGCUGGGAAGGGUCGACGGAAGGGCAUUCAAGCAGCAGCAGGGAAGCCGCGGUGGGGCUGUGAGGCCGCGUUGCGCCGCCGGGCUCGGCAGCAGCACCCGCGCGGCGCUCACGGACUCGGGCUCCUGGCUCCUGCUGCUGGAGGAUGCGGAGUCGAACCGGUCGCGCGGACCUCCGGGGCUCGCGGACGGCAAGGGGAAGCGACGGAGAGCGCGGCCCAUGCACGCCUCCACCCUCUCGCUUGGGGGCUCGUCGCUGGGACAGGAGUUCCGCACCAGUCAUCGCCAUUUCUACUCCGGCAGAAGCUGGGAUGAGCGUCCUUUGCCGGCCCAGCCACGACCGGGAAUGUUUCCAUCUCUGCACCACCACUCCAGCGUUCAGCUGUCGGCCGGGCUACCCGAUCAACCUCCACGCACCCACAACUGGGAUGAGUUCAGACCCAAGCAGCUCACCUUGUACCACGUGCUUCGGCGAGCUGGCAUCAAAAACUGGCAGCACAACACGACCGGCGUGGACAUGUGGACGGUGACCACCCCACAGCGGUGGGCACCUCCGUACCGCACCACCUACACGGUGAUGCACAGCCACGGCGAUACGCCGGUUCGCACGACAAGCGCAGGCCUUCCUCUCCCACGGCACCAGCACAACAUCCUCACGGGAGAGGUGGUUUCUGGGAAACCCACCCGGCAGACGCAGAGGGUGUCGGGCAACAUCAUCCUGCAACAGCAGAGGCUGCACACGAGGCAGGAGCCGUCUGGCGACCAGUCCUAAUGGUCUAGGCCAGCAGGACAGCUGAGGAACGCUCAGCCAUGCCAAUGGCACUUGCACUUUAUACCUUUAUUGAAAAAUCCAAGAGCUGCUUUGCCAAUACCACAUUUUGAGACAGGAGGACGUAGACAAUGUAACAUUCACGAAACGUUUAAUGUGAUGCGAUAAAUGCUUAAUAAAAAAAAAACCUUUAACAAC
Messenger RNA from Lethenteron reissneri (Far Eastern brook lamprey), 1392 nucleotides. RefSeq lists its product as uncharacterized. The record is from RefSeq and is a predicted model, not a curated record. Lineage: Eukaryota; Metazoa; Chordata; Hyperoartia; Petromyzontiformes; Petromyzontidae.